Messenger RNA from Eimeria maxima, 963 nucleotides. RefSeq lists its product as hypothetical. NCBI's taxonomy places the organism in Eukaryota, Apicomplexa, Conoidasida, Eucoccidiorida, Eimeriidae. The record is from RefSeq and is a predicted model, not a curated record. The coding region runs from base 1 to 963 and encodes 320 amino acids. The transcript is spliced from 9 exons.
AUGGAACACGGUUUGUGUGUUGACGACAAGGGGUGGAGAGCAAUUCACGGGAAAAGGACAGAAGAGCUCCUUAGGCAACCACAGGCAGCAUGUUUUGGUACUCCACAGCCUCGUGAGGUGGAAGGAAACGGCACACGGUUGCCGCAAGCCUUGGCGGCCGACUUGAGGAACCCUGCAAGCCCCCCAACGCUCGAAAGCUCGAGCUUUUCCAACGAAGAAACUGCAGCACCAAACUUCAGGAUCUCAUUAAGUGGACCUCAAGUGAGUCUGAAAAGGCAAAUUGCACCUCCUGGCAAGCAGGACUUUGGGGAAGUUUUGCAGCACCGCUUUGCCACUGCAGAUGCGUGCAGCCCAGAAAGAUGCAAACACCAUACUGGUGUGAGGGCGCCAUCUUGUCUUCAUCGUGAUCAGCAUGACAUGCGAGGUAUUAUCAGCCAUUCUUACGUGAUUGGUGAUGCGGCAGUACAUUCACACCGCCGAACAUCUCACGUCCACGCCGCAGAGAAUCCAUGUCGCUGGGGUGUUGAUGUCCUCAACUACCAGCUCCCGGAACCGCGGAAGCUAAGGGGAACUGGAACAGAAGAAAACUUGGGGGCUGGGUUGAUCCCUAGGCAAAGCUUUGAUGAAUUUUCAAGCGCUCAGAGAAGAAUGAAGAGUCUGACACACCAAAAUUACAGCCGAGGGCAUCUCGAGCCGUCUACUUUGUACCCAGCUGAACCUAGCUCCUUCAAGUUUGCUCAGGGCAAAAGGAGAAGCAAAGUGGAAUGCGAUAAUCUUGACGAUGGUUUGAUCCCCUCUGUUGGGCCGGAUAUUUGCAGAAAACGAUGCAGCGACCAGUGGCAUAUGCACAGUCUUCAUAUAGACCUAACACCACAGACUACCCCGACGGAGAAGACGGGACGGCGUCCGCAUCCGGGAUGGCAGCGAGAUUCGCUACAAAGAGGUUCACUAAUGCCUCUGUAG